AUGGACACGCAAGACGAGAAAGAUUUCGCUGAUAUCAUUCGGGUUUCACCGGCCCUAGAAGCAGGCUCUGCAGAACCUCGAGAGAGAGACAGAAGACUGUUGAGAAAGAUCGAUCUCCACGUUAUGCCUCUUCUUAUGAUUACUUAUGGGAUACAAUACUCUGACAAGAUCUCGCUCUCCUCCGGUGCGAUUUUCGAUUUGCGUCAAGAUACACACCUGGUCGGUAAUCAGUACGCCUGGCUGACAACUAUCUUCUACUUGGCCUACUUGAUUGGCGAAUUUCCUGUGGCUUAUCUCAUGCAACGAUUCCGUAUCGAUCGAAUUCUUGCGUACUGUGUGUUGGUAUGGGGUGUCUGUGUCCUCUGCUUGGCGGCAUGCAAUAACUUCCGAGACUGGGGUAUCCUCGGCUUCGCCGAGUCGACUGUGUCUCCUGGUUUCUUGAUCAUCGUGACUGCUUGGUAUAAACGAGAAGAGCAGACGAUCCGAGUUAUGCUAUUCUUUAUGAUGAACAGUGUUUUUUCACUAUGGGUGCUCAUGUGCUGCUACGGAAUUGUAUUCUUGGGCGCUUUGUCUUUCAUGUGGGGUUUCAUUAUGGUUCGGCAGCUGGGCACGCCCGCUCACGUCAAAUGGUUGACUGAAGAGCGGGAACUUCUUCGAGUCCGUUUGCUCUCUAAUAAAGAUGGCGAACAUGAAUCCGGAGUAAAGGUCAAAUGGAACCAGGUCUGGGAAUGCUUCAGAGAUCCUCAAAUAUACUUCCAAUUUGUCUUCAUGUUCCUCUUGUGCACGGCAUCGGGAGGUAUCACUUCGUUCUCUGCAAUCAUCGUAAACUCUUUUGGUUUCCCAGCCGCCGAAAGUUUGGCUCUUCAACUUCCUUGGUACUUCUUACAGACUUCGUUCAUCGUGGGAAUUAUCUUUAUUUUUCGCAAAUAUUCUCACAAGAAUUGGAGUCUUCUUAUCUCGAUCACAGCAAUGAUACCUGCGAUUAUUGGUAUAUUCCUUGAAGGAUUGCUUCCCAAAAGCGCCAAGUGGGGUCGAUUGAUCGGAUUCUGGAUCACGGGACCUUACGUCAUCUCUCAAUUCCUUAUGAUGACCACCUUCUCGCAAAACAUCGCUGGCAGGACCAAGAAAUCCGUAGCUCAAGCGUUGACAUUUGUCUCGUACUGCCUUGGAUUUUUAGUUGGACCCCAGUUCUUCUGGGCUAGCUCCGCUCCGGACUAUAAACCUGGUCUGUACACUACAGCUGUUUGUUUUGUAUUGAUAGAAGUAAUCUUGAUCUGUUGGUUCUUCUGGGCCAGAUCUGCUAACAAAGCUAGAGAUAGACUAGUCAGGGAGAAAGGGAUGUCUGAAGAAGCUGCAGAAGCAGAAGGUAGAAUGUUGGGAGUACAAGAUCUUACGGAUCGACAGAACCUUCACUUCCGAUACAGGUACUAG
This is a messenger RNA of Kwoniella botswanensis, 1431 nucleotides long. RefSeq lists its product as uncharacterized. The record is from RefSeq and is a predicted model, not a curated record. The transcript is spliced from 17 exons. Bases 1 to 1431 code for a protein of 476 amino acids. Gene Ontology annotation, molecular function: transmembrane transporter activity. Gene Ontology annotation, cellular component: membrane. Lineage: Eukaryota; Fungi; Basidiomycota; Tremellomycetes; Tremellales; Cryptococcaceae. Gene Ontology annotation, biological process: transmembrane transport.